Messenger RNA from Tigriopus californicus, 2176 nucleotides. RefSeq names its product actin nucleation-promoting factor WAS-like. Gene Ontology annotation, molecular function: actin binding. The record is from RefSeq and is a predicted model, not a curated record. The transcript has 3 exons. NCBI's taxonomy places the organism in Eukaryota, Metazoa, Arthropoda, Copepoda, Harpacticoida, Harpacticidae. Bases 335 to 1966 code for a protein of 543 amino acids.
UCUUGUGCGGUGGAGGAGUGGCUCAUUCAUGUGAUCGAUCUCAUGUGGACAUUUGCUUCAAGAGUGACUCAUUUUUUGAAAUUUACGAUGCCAAGAAACUGGCGAUGGAUACUAAGUGAAGGCUGAUUGUAGAGUUCUAAGAGGGCGGAAGCGAUUAUCGCAGUGUGUGAGUAGAACUCAAUCCUUAUGUUUUGUGACUGAACGGAAUCGUGCUCUGUUGGCUGUGUGAGUAUAUCAUGUGGUGUUGAAUGAAGUGCCUUGGGAGCUGAGAUAACGCUUAUCUCUCACAAUUGCUUUCCUCAUCAGUCAUAUCGAUGCUUCAAAGCAUCAUUGAAUGCCCGUAAAUUCGACAGGAAUUAAAGGAACCUUUCAUCUAAAACUCGGUCUCAGUUUGGUGACCAUCAUGAGUGCCAUUUCGCGCCUGUUAAGUGAUCAAGAAAACCGCAUGAUCAAAGAUUUCAUGGAACCCACUCAACACAGUUUGGCCACAACUGUGGCCAAACUUCAUCUCACUUCACCCGUUUCAAGACAUAAGGAAUGGACUACCACCGCAAUUGGCGUUGUUUGCUACAUCAAGGAUAGAAAGGCUCGUUCGUAUUUUAUUAAGUUCUACGAUAUGACGAAGCGAGUUUGCGUCUGGGAUCAAGAAGUUUACCGUGGCAUGAAAUAUAGGGCGGCCCAUACUUGGUUUCAUAUGUUUGAGGCCGAGAAUUCUAUUGCGGGGAUAGAAUUUGUGGACGACAACGAGGCCACAUUAUUUAAUCAAGCAAUACAAUUGCGAUUAGAUCGAUCAAAAAUGGUUGAAAUCAAGAAGAAGGAGUCAAAAUUGGCCUAUUCAGAUGGUCUGAGGCAGGAAAAUAUGGAUCCGGAGACUUUACCCCAUUUCAAGACACAGCCCCCACCAUUGACUUAUGCUUCGAAACUAAAUGUAGAAUCGCCACCUAUAAAUACGACAAAAAGGAAAAGGAAGUCCAAGAAAAAAAAGAAAAAAGGCCAAGAAAAAAGCUAUACGAAAGAGGACAUUUCAAAGCCAACCGGGUUUGUCCAUGUAUCGGGUGUGAAGAGCUCUAGCGAGGGUUUUCAAAUGGUGGACAAUUCAAGUGAGAUCGAUCCUCGUAUUCAAGAAUUUCUGAAAGUGGCAGGAUUGAGCGAGGAAUAUUUCAAAGACCCUGAACAACGGAGAGAGAUCGAAUCGUUCGUUAAAACAAAUAAUGUGAUCAAAACUAUGGAUCAUAGACAAUCAAGGAUCAUUACCAAACGAGAGGCUCCGAAAGGACCCAAACCCAAACCCGAAAUCAAAAUCAUCCACAAUCUUCAACUAGCAUCUCCAGCAUCACAACCACCCAAACAACAAACGCACUACGCCCCAGGGUAUGGAACCAUUCCUCGAGCUCGGAUGUCUAUGACCAAUCGACCGCAAAUUCCGGACAUGACGGCUUACUCAUCUUCUUCUGCUGUGACUCCUCCAUCAGUGGCACCAAUCACGCAUAGGUCCCAAACGAAUACAUCCAAAGCUCCAGCACCUCCAACACCAGUUCGAGCUCCUCCAGUUCGGGCUCCUCCAGUUCGAGCUAUUCCAGUUCCAGCGUCUUCAGCUCCAGCAUCCUCUGCAUCACCUCCACUGGCACCGGCUACACUACCUCCACCAGCACCGCCAAAUGGAAUAAAGCCUUCGACACAACACUCAACACGCAAUCUUAUUGCCCCUGAGAAUGGUCGUGGAGACCUGAUGGCUGAGAUUCGAAAACGUGGAGGUGCUGGUACAGCCGGACUGAACAAAGUGAGCGAAAGAGCCAAACACGAAAAGUCCCCGAUUCGAGGAGAAGACAAUUCUUUGACAGCCAUCUUGAAGAACGCCUUAACUUCGAUUCAGGCUGCAAAUUUAGGUUCAUCAUGUGAGGAUUCCAACGAUGAUGAUGAUGAAUAUAAUAGCGGCAGUUGGUCAGAUUCGGAGACCAGUUGUUAGUUAAGGGCUCAUCUUAUUAUGUGAGGCAUUUUGAAAAGAAAAUGCCACUCCUACCUCAAUUAAAGGAAAAACAAGUUCUUUGAAACUGUGAGAGCGCCAGAAAAUAUUUCAACGUAUAUGGACGUGCUGAGCCCAAUAAUUAACAUCUUGCAAGUGUCGGUUAUUAAUUGAGGUGAUUUAGAAAUACAAUAUGCGCAACACGAAAAUUAA